AUGCCUGCUCUGGGACGACCCUUCACCCUGGGCAUGUUGUACGACUGCAGAGAAGACUCCAUCGUCCCAGGGAUAACGUUGUGGGACCUUGAUCAUUUGAGAACCGACACAGCAACACAAGUCAAACCCGACAGUGAGCUUGAAAUUGUGGCUUCAGAAUCCAUCGAAGACAAAUCCUCCGCCUUAAACGUGGAAGCAGCUCUUAAGGCGGGCUUCCUCUGUGGUCUGGUGGAAGUGGACGGAUCCGCAAAAUAUCUCAACGACCAGAAAAGCUCAAAGUAUCAGGCCCGUGUCACGCUUAAAUACAAGGCCACUACAAGGUUUGAAGAGCUGACUAUGAAACAUCUGGGCAGAGGGAACGUAAAGCAUCCAGAUGUCUUUGACAAAGGCCUCGCCACACACGUAGUGACUGGUAUUCUGUACGGAGCACAAGCCUUUUUUGUAUUUGAUUGUGAAAUGUCCAAAAGUGAAAAUGAGCAAGACGUCCAGGGAGACCUCCAGCUGAUGAUCAAGAAGAUCCCAAGUCUUUCAAUAGAAGGCAAAGGAGCUCUAAAAAUGAGUGAUGAGGACAAAGCCAAAGUGGAGAAAUUCUCCUGUAAGUUUUACGGAGAUUUUAACCUGGAAAAAAGCCCAGUGACGUUUGCAGAUGCGGUCGAGGUGUAUCAAACUCUACCCAAGCUGCUUGGAGAUCAUGGAAACAGAUCUGUACCAGUGAAAGUCUGGCUGCUGCCACUUACAGCUUUGGAUUCGGCUGCUGCUCGGCUGGUGCGAGAGAUCAGCGUACGUUUGGUUAAAGAAUGUCAACACGUCCUUGAAGACUUCCACGACCUGGAGCUGAGUGCGCCAAGACAUCUCCAAGUGGUAGUCUCAAGUAGUGAAAUGUCCAUCAAAUGGCAGAAGCCUGAUACAGUAGGAGAAAAUGUGGCUCUGUUGGGUUAUGUGGUGGAGUUUGCGCGGUGCGAAGAAAGUCUUGAGUGGAACCAGAAAUACACAGUGGUUCAGAGCAUGGACAUCACAGGGCUUCAGCCUGGGGCUACAUACGCAGUCAGAGUCCACUGUGACUGUGGCCUCUCAGGAAGAAGCAAAGACACAGACAUCCUGCGUGUUGUUACUACAAGACGAGAGUUUGAACGGCUUGCAGAGCACCUCGUACACAACAGCAAAAAGCUCAAAGGUGGAUCGUUCCCUCCACAGUACAAACUGCCAGUGGUUAAAGAGGAAUUGGACAUAGAUGGAUGUCGCAUGUUCAGCCUGGGCAAAGAGAGCACAAGGCACAAUCGCACAGUGAUGGUGAUGGGUGCCACGGGCUCCGGAAAGUCCACUUUAAUCAAUGCUAUUGUCAACUACAUCGCCGGAGUGGAGUUCAAAGACAACUUCAGGCUUAAGUUGGUUCACGAAGAAACUUUCAAGUCUCAGGCAGAGAGUCAGACGUCUGAGGUCACUGUGUACAAGCUGUACCAUCAGGAGGGCUUCCAGAUUCCCUUCUCCCUCACACUGGUGGAUACACCUGGUUUUGGAGACUCCAGAGGAGUCCAGCGGGAUGAGGAGAUCACCGAGCAGAUCCGGAAACUGUUCAACUCCUCAGACGGCGUAAGCCAAAUCGACGCAGUGUGCUUCGUUGUGCAGGCUGCGCUUGCUCGGCUCACGCACACCCAGAGAUAUGUCUUUGAUUCUGUACUUUCCAUUUUUGGCAAAGACGUGGCUGAGAACAUUCUUAUGCUUGUGACUUUCGCUGAUGGACAACAGCCCCCGGUCCUUGCCGCCAUAAACGCUGCACGCUUCCCUUACCCAAAAAACGAACUUGGUCUGCCCGUUCACUUCAAGUUUAAUAAUUCUGUGCUAUUCUCAGACAAUAGAGAGGCCCAAGGUGAAGAUGACAAUUUUGAAAAGAUGUUUUGGCGCAUGGGCACUAAAAGCAUGCGGAAGUUUCUCACAGAGUUGAACAAAAUGGAAACCAAAAGUUUGCAGAUGACAAAAGAGGUGCUGAAAGAACGCAGGCAGCUUGAGACGGCUGUGGAAGGACUUCAGCCACAAGUGAAAGCCGGAUUAGCUAAACUCCAAGAGAUCAGAGCCACCACAGAGCAAAUCAAAGACCACGAAGCUGCCAUGACAUCCAACGAAAACCACGUGAUCGAAAUAGAAGUGACCAAACCAGUGCAAGUGCCUCUGAACAACAAAGGGGAGUAUCUGACCAACUGCCAGGCAUGCCAUGUGACAUGCCAUUAUCCGUGUGCAAUUAAAGAGGACAAUAGGAAAGACAAAUGCAACGCCAUGGACAGAAGCGGCAAAUGCACCGUGUGUCCAGGUUACUGCCACUGGAGCGUGCACCUCAACCAGCCGUACAAGUGGGAGUAUGUGGCAGUGAAGCAGAAGCAGACAAUCGGAGAAAUGAAGGAAAAGUAUUCCAGGGCCAAAGAGGAAAAGAUCUCAGUGCAGCAGCUCAUCCAGCGGCAGGAGGAGGAGGUCGAUCGGCUGCAGGACAUGGUGGUGUCACUGAUAGACCAAUCAGCACACAGUCUGACCCGUUUGAGUGAGAUCGCCCUGAGGCCCAACCCGCUCAGUGCUCCGGACUACAUCCAGAUGAUGAUCGACGGUGAGAAGAGCCAAGCCCAGCCUGGAUACAAGCAGCGCAUCCAGGCUCUGCAGGCCAUGAAGGACAAGGCCACCAUCAUCUCACAGGUAUCCAAGAAGGACAUAGUCAGAACAGCAGAGGAGAGCAGAGAGCAGUUGCAGCCAGAGAAAAAGAAAAAGUUAUGGACUAGGAUUUUCCAGAGCUAA
Molecule: messenger RNA, 2778 nt
Organism: Knipowitschia caucasica
Lineage: Eukaryota; Metazoa; Chordata; Actinopteri; Gobiiformes; Gobiidae
Source: the annotation of a GenBank genome assembly